Molecule: messenger RNA, 605 nt
Organism: Dendroctonus ponderosae (mountain pine beetle)
Lineage: Eukaryota; Metazoa; Arthropoda; Insecta; Coleoptera; Curculionidae
Product: dynein light chain Tctex-type 1-like
Exons: 1
Coding region: 114-566 (150 amino acids)
Biological process (GO): microtubule-based movement
Cellular component (GO): cytoplasm; cytoplasmic dynein complex
Molecular function (GO): dynein intermediate chain binding
Source: RefSeq, a predicted model, not a curated record
AAACGGGUCGGGGGAUCGUGAGCGAUCCCCAUUUCACCCCCAAGCGACGAUUAGAACGCAACGCGCCUCAUUCGGCUUCUUCGAGCUGCUGAACCUUCGGUGCAUCCUUCAUCAUGCAUCGUCAUCGCCGACUGGUACCGACCAGGUCAACGUUGAAGCUCACCCAUAAACCAGCCAAUCAAAAUCAGUGUCACAAUCGAAGUAAUCAGCCUCCAGCUUCUGGUUCUGCACGAGAAAUGGACGAUGAAGAGAACCAGUUCAUCGUCGACGAUGUGACGAAAAUUGUUAAGGACACGAUUGAGGGUCUGCUCACUGGCAACGUGUACCAGCAGGAGAAGGUGAACCAGUGGAGCGCAUCGGUAUCAGAACAGUGUCUGAGCGCGCUCAGCAAGCUGAAGAAGAACUUCAAGUAUGUGGUGACCUGUUCGAUCAUGCAGAAGACAGGGGCUGGUCUGCAUACGGCCAGCUCCUGCUAUUGGGACAGCGCAACUGAUGGGACCUGCACAGUGAGAUGGGAGAACAAGACCAUGUAUUGUGUAGUCACUGUAUUUGGUUUAGCCAUUUAGAGGAUUGGUGCGAAUUCGAAUAAAAUCGUUCAGUGAAGA